GCCGGGCCGCAGGCGCCGCCGCCGCACUUCCGGGCGCCGGUCAAGUGAUGAAUUCCCGCUCUCGCCAACACCAGGAUGCAGAAGAUAUCAGUGCUGCUCUUCCUGGCCUGGGUCAGCUUCCUCUUCUACGCAGGCAUCGCCCUCUUCACCAGUGGCUUCCUGCUCACCCGUUUGGAGCUCACCAACCAUAGCAGCUGCCAAGAGCCCCCAGGCCCUGGGUCCCUGCCAUGGGGGAGCCGAGGGGAGCCCGGGGCCUGCUGGAUGGCUUCUCGAUUCUCCCGGGUUGUGUUGGUGCUGAUAGAUGCUCUGCGAUUUGACUUUGCCCAGCCCCAGCGCUCACGCGUUCCUGGGGAGCCUCCUGUCUCCCUGCCCUUCCUGGGCAAGCUGGGAUCCUUGCAGAGGAUCCUGGAGAUUCAGCCCCACCAUGCCAGGCUCUACCAAUCAAAGGCUCACCCCCCCACCACCACCAUGCAGCGCCUCAAGGCCCUCACCACUGGCUCACUGCCUACCUUUAUUGAUGCUGGAAGUAACUUUGCCAGCUACGCCAUAGUGGAAGACAAUCUCAUUAAGCAGCUUGCCAAUGCAGGAAGGCGUGUGGUCUUCAUGGGAGAUGAUACCUGGAAAGAUCUUUUUCCUGGAGCUUUCUCCCAAGCUUUCUUCUUCCCAUCCUUCAAUGUCAAAGACCUACACACAGUGGACAAUGGCAUCCUGGAACACCUCUACCCAACCAUGGACAGUGGUGAAUGGGAUGUGCUGAUUGCUCACUUCCUGGGUGUGGAUCACUGUGGCCACAAGCAUGGCCCUCACCACCCUGAAAUGGCCAAGAAACUUAGCCAAAUGGACCAAGUGAUCCAGGGACUUGUGGAGCGUCUGGAGAAUGACACAUUGCUGGUGGUGAUUGGGGACCAUGGCAUGACCAUGAGUGGGGACCAUGGAGGGGACAGUGAACUGGAGAUCUCAGCUGCACUUUUUCUGUACAGUCCCACAGCCCUCUUCCCCAGUGCCCCACCAGAGGAGCCAGAGAUAGUUCCUCAAAUCAGCCUGGUACCUACGCUGGCCCUGCUGCUGGGCCUCCCCAUCCCGUUUGGGAACAUUGGGGAGGUGAUAGCUGAGCUGUUCUCAGAGGUCGAAGACUCCCAGCCUCACUUCUCUGCUCUGGCCCAAGCCUCAGCUCUCCAUCUCAAUGCCCAGCAGGUGUCCCGAUUUCUUCACACCUACUCAGCUGCUGCUCAGGACCUCCAAGUUAAGGAGCUUCAUCGCCUGCAGCACCUCUUCUCCAAGGCCUCUGCUGACUACCAGUGGCUUCUGCAGACCCCCCAAGGGGCUGAGGCGGCACUGCAGGCUGUCAUUCCUGAGCUGCAGCAGUUCCUGCGGGGAGUUCAGUCCAUGUGCAUUGAGUCUUGGGCUCAUUUCUCUCUGGUCCGCAUGGCAGGGGGUGCUGCUCUCUUGGCUGCUGCCUGCUUGCUCUGCCUUCUGGUAUCCCAGUGGGCAACAUCCCCAGGCUUCUACUUCUGCCCUCUCCUGCUAAUCCCCAUGGCCCAGGGUCUGACUGGGGCCAUAGCAUGUGCUGGACUCCUGGCAACUAGUGGGCUGAAGCUGGAUCCAGUGGUUCUAGGGGCUAUGGCUGCAGUGGGCUCACUUCUGCCUUUUCUGUGGAAAGCCUGGGCUGACUGGGGGUCCAAGAGGCCCCUGGCAGCCCUCCUUCCCAUGCCUGGGCCUGUCUUGUUACUCUUGUUCAUUCGCUUUGCUGCUUUCUUCUCUGAUAGCUUUGUUGUAGCUGAGGCUAGGGCCACCCCUUUCCUUUUGGGCUCACUCAUCUUGCUCCUGGUUGCCCGGCUUCACUGGGAGGGCAGGCUGCUGCCACCUAAGCUACUCACAAUACCCCGCCUUGGCCUUUCAGCCCCAACAGGCCCCCCACAGCACAAUGGUGCGCAGGCCCUGGGGCUCGGAAUCGGGUUACUUUUAUGUAUAAGGCUAGCUGGGCUUUUUCAUCGCUGCCCUGAAGAGACACCUGCGUGCCGCUCUUCUCCCUGGCUGAGUCCCUUGGCGUCCGUGGUGGGUGGUCGAGCCAAGAAUUUGUGGUAUGGAGCCUGCGUGGGGGCGCUGGUGGCCCUGUUAGCUGCUGUGCGCCUAUGGCUUCGCCGCCAUGGUAAUCUCAAGAGCCCUGAGCCCCCUGUACUCUUUGUGCGCUGGGGGCUGCCUGUAAUGGUACUGGGCACUGCUGCCUAUUGGGCAUUGGCAUCGGGGGCAGAUGAAGCACCCCCACGUCUCCGGGCCUUGGUUGCUGGGGCAUCAGUAGUGCUGCCUAGGGCUGUGGCAGGGUUGGCCGCUUCAGGGCUCAUGCUGCUUCUCUGGAGGCCUGUGACAGUGCUGGUGAAGGCUGCGACGGGUGCUCCAAGGAGCAGGACUGUCCUCACUCCCUUCUCAGGGCCCCCCACUUCUCAGGCUGACCUGGAUUAUGUGGUUCCUCAAAUCUACCGGCAUAUGCAGGAGGAGUUCCGGGGCCAGCUAGAGAGGACCAAACCUCAGGGCCCCCUGACUGUGGCUGCCUAUCAGUUGGGGAGCGUCUACUCAGCUGCUGUGGUCACGGCCCUCACCCUCUUGGCCUUCCCACUCCUGCUCUUGCAUGCAGAACGCAUUAGUCUUGUGUUCCUGCUUCUGUUUCUGCAGAGCUUCCUUCUCCUGCAUCUGCUUGCUGCUGGGAUACCCAUCACCACCCCUGGUCCUUUUACUGUGCCAUGGCAGGCAGUCUCUGCUUGGGCCCUCAUGGCCACUCAGACCUUCUACUCCACGGGCCACCAGCCUGUCUUUCCAGCCAUCCACUGGCAUGCAGCCUUCGUGGGAUUCCCAGAGGGUCAUGGCUCCUCUACGUGGCUGCCUGCUUUGCUGGUGGGAGCCAACACCUUUGCCUCCCAUCUCCUCUUUGCAGUAGGUUGCCCAUUGCUCCUGCUCUGGCCCUUCCUAUGUGAGAGUCAAGGGCCCCAGAGGAGGCGGCAGGCCCCACGGAAUGAAGCUGAGGCCAGAGUCGGUUCUGAGGAGGAGGAGGAGCCGCUCAUGGAGAUGCGGCUCCGGGAUGCGCCUCACCACUUCAAUGCAGCACUGCUGCAGCUGGGCCUCAAGUACCUGUUUGUCCUUGGUAUUCAGAUUCUGGCCUGUGCCUUGGCAGCCUCCAUCCUCCGCAGGCAUCUCAUGAUCUGGAAGGUGUUUGCCCCCAAGUUCAUUUUUGAGGCUGUGGGCUUCGUUGUGAGCAGCGUGGGACUUUUCCUGGGCAUAGCUUUGGUGAUGCGAGUGGAUGGUGCUGUGAGCUCCUGGUUCAGGCAGCUAGUUCUGGCCCAGCAGAGGUAGCCUAGGCUGCGGGUGCUGGCUCCUGGCCACGGGGAGAGCUGGAGAACAAUCUAGCCUGGCCUCUGUGGGUGCUGGAUCAUCUGAAAGAGAGGCUCAGCCACACCUCUUACCACCAUGCAGCCAAGAGCUACUGGCAUCUGGGAAUUCAUUAUUUUAUAAUUCAAAAUUAUAGUGGGGCCUGAUCCUUAACUCCUGCUUUGGAUGCAUCUGAGAGACUGGGGGAUGGUCUCCAACAUGGAAUAAAAUAAUAAUGUAAA
Molecule: messenger RNA, 3602 nt
Organism: Ceratotherium simum simum (southern white rhinoceros)
Lineage: Eukaryota; Metazoa; Chordata; Mammalia; Perissodactyla; Rhinocerotidae
Gene: PIGO
Product: phosphatidylinositol glycan anchor biosynthesis class O
Biological process (GO): GPI anchor biosynthetic process
Cellular component (GO): endoplasmic reticulum membrane
Molecular function (GO): mannose-ethanolamine phosphotransferase activity
Source: RefSeq, a predicted model, not a curated record